Messenger RNA from Chrysochloris asiatica (Cape golden mole), 420 nucleotides. RefSeq names its product gastric inhibitory polypeptide (gene GIP). Gene Ontology annotation, biological process: response to glucose; regulation of fatty acid biosynthetic process; regulation of insulin secretion. Gene Ontology annotation, molecular function: glucagon receptor binding; hormone activity. The transcript is spliced from 4 exons. The record is from RefSeq and is a predicted model, not a curated record. NCBI's taxonomy places the organism in Eukaryota, Metazoa, Chordata, Mammalia, Afrosoricida, Chrysochloridae. Gene Ontology annotation, cellular component: extracellular region.
AUGGUGACCAUGAAGAUCUUCUCUCUGUUGCUGACAUCCCUGCUCCUGGCAGUGGUGCUGGGGGAGAAGGAGGAAGGUCACUUCAGGUAGGAACCCUACCCUAAGGUCGGUGGCUCUCAACCUCGAGGCCCAAGAUAUGCUGAGGGGACAUUCAUCAGUGACUACAGUAUUACCAUGGACAAGAUCCGACAGCAAGACUUUGUGAACUGGCUGCUUGCCCAGAAGGGAAAAAAGAAUGACUGGAAACACAACAUCACCCAGAGGGAGGCCCGGGCCCUAGAACUGGUCAGUCAACCUAACAAGGAAAAGCCAAGCUCCCCACCCAAGAACUCCAGUGAUGAAGAUUUGCUAAGGGAUUUGUUGAUUCAGGAGUUGCUGGCCUGGAUGGUAGAUCAGAUGGAGCUCUGCAAACUCAGGUAG